AUAAUAUUGCUCCGCUUGCCCACACACAACAUGGCGGCUCUUCCGGAGGCGGCCGGAGGGUAGGGGUGGGUCAGACUGCAAAGCUACCGGAGGCCGCGGAUAUACGGGGCCAGGCGGGUCCGGAUCUGCAGCAGGCGAGGGCCAGUGUUUGCUCGUACCGGUAUAAUGCUGUGCGGAUAGACGGGCAGCCCGGCUGGAGGUAACCAUGAUCCCCAAGGCCAGCCUUUCCAUAUGGGGAUGGGGAAGUCUCGGCGGCGUUCUCUUCCUGAUCACGUUUGGACCUUUUGCUAUAAUUUAUUUAGCCUUUUACAUCCUCUGCUUUGUGGGUGGGGGUUUUGUAGUCACACUUCUGUUUGGAAAGUUAAACUCUGAAAAGUACCUUGAGAGGUGUGAACACUCCUUUCUGCCAUCAACAUCUGCUGGAAUCCCAAAGGUCUUGGAGGAUAUGAAACGUGAAGCCAGACCCAUUAAGAUUGACAGAAGAGUGACGGGGGCCAAUAUGAUAGACGAGCCCUUGCAGCAAGUAAUACAGUUUUCCUUGAGGGACUACGUCCAAUACUGGUAUUACACGCUCAGUGAGGAUGAAUCAUUUCUUCUUCAAAUCAGGCAGACAGUUCAAAAUGCACUUGUUCAGUUUUCCACCCGGUCGAAAGAAGUCGACUGGCAGCCUUACUUUACCACCCGGUUAGUAGAUGAUUUUGCCACUCACCUCCGAGCAUUUAGAAAAGCUCAGCAAAGAAUGGCAGAGAAAGAAGAACAAAAGAAAGGUGCAGACACAGCAGAUGAUUUUGUAGAUACUUUUUUUGAGGUUGAAGUUGAAAUGGAGAAAAUAGUCUGCCGUGACCUCGUCUGCACUUCUUCCAAAGAUGAGGAAGGGUUCCUGAAGGAUUUAUGUGAAGUUUUACUGUAUUUAUUGCUACCUCCUGGAGACUUCCAGAAUAAGAUCAUGCGAUACUUUGUGAGGGAAAUCCUUUCACGAGGAAUUAUUCUUCCUUUAAUAAACCAGCUCAGUGAUCCUGAUUAUAUUAAUCAAUAUAUCAUUUGGAUGAUUCGUGAUUCCAAUUGCAAUUAUGAGGCCUUCAUGAAUGUUAUUAAGUUAAGUGACAAUGUUGGAGAGUUGGAAGCUGUGAGGGACGAAGCUGUAGAAGAAUUACAGUAUCUUCGUUCGUUAGAUACCGUAGGAGAUGAUAUCAACACUAUAAAAAACCAGAUAAACAGUUUACUGUUUGUAAAGAAAGUAUGUGAAACCAGAAUACAGAGAUUGCAGUCUGGAAAAGAAAUUGAUACUGUGAAGUUGGCUGCAAACUUUGGAAAACUUUGCACAGUCCCCCUGGACAAAAUUCUUGUACACAAUGUUGCACUACAGUUUUUUAUGGAUUUUAUGCAGCAGACCGGAGGACAGGCACACCUCUUCUUCUGGCUUACGGUGGAAGGAUACAGGGUAACUGCACAGCAACAGCUGGAGGUGUUACGGAGCCACCAAAGGGAUGGGAAACAUCAAACCAACCAAACUAUGGGCCUUUUAGGAGCCGCUGCUGUUGGAGUAUUUGACCAGUACUUAUCAGAAAAGGCAUCGCCUAGAGUUCAGAUUGAUGACAACUUGCUAGCAAAGUUGGAUUACGUGGUGUCCAAUGAGGAGCCAACACCUGAGAUCUUUGAUGAGGUCCAGAGAAAGGUGUACGACAUCAUGCUGCGGGAUGAACGGUUUUAUCCCUCCUUCCGCCACAAUACUCUGUAUGUGCGGAUGCUGGCAGAGCUGGACAUGCUGAAAGAGCCCAGCUUUAAAGGAUCUGAUGAUGGCGAUGGAGAAUCUUUUAACGGAUCGCCAACGGGCAGCUUAAAUUUGUCUCUUGACGACCUGUCAAAUGUCAGCGCUGAUGAGAUGGUACAAAUUCAUGCUUAUAUUUCUGACACUGUUCAUGUUGACUGUGACCCAUAUGCUGUGGCAGGAGUUUGUAAUGAACAUGGCAAAACCUAUGCACUGUAUGCCAUCACCGUCCAGCGGCGAGGCUUAGAUGGCAUUGAAGAAAUGUGGAAAACCUAUCGCCGUUACAGCGACUUCCAUGACUUCCACAUGAGGAUCACUGAACAGUUUGAAAACCUCGCCAGCCUCCUGAAGCUGCCGGGAAAAAAGACCUUCAACAACAUGGACAAAGAAUUUUUAGAAAAGAGAAAAACAGAUCUGAAUUCUUACUUACAGUUGUUAAUGACGUCUGAGUUGCUGAAGGCCUGUCCAUCUCUUGCCCAUUGCGUAUUUGACUUUCUUGAGAACAAAGCCUACAAUAAAGGAAAGGGGGACUUUGCACGUAAGAUGGAUACAUUUGUAAAUCCACUGCGCAAUUCAAUGAGAAACGUUUCCAACGCUGUGAAGUCCAUACCAGAUAGCUUGGCUGAAGGGAUGAAUAACAUGGGUAAAAUGUCAGAAAGAUUUGGGCAAGAUCUAAAGCAAUCCUUGUUUAAGGCUCCAAUUCUUGUACCAAAACCUGGUUCAGAUCCAGAACACUGUCGGGUGUCGGCCCAAUUGGAUGACAAUGUUGAUGACAAUAUUCCGCUACGAGUGAUGCUUCUGCUCAUGGACGAAGUCUUUGACCUAAAAGAAAGAAAUCAAUGGUUGAGAAGACAAAUUACCAGCCUCCUUCAACAGCUCAUUAGAGCAACAUAUGGAGACACAAUUAACAGGAAAAUUGUUGAUCAUGUGGAAUCAAUGACGUCGCCUGACCAAGUAGCAGAUUAUGUAAAACAUUUCAGAGACUCAUUUUGGCCAAAUGGAAUCUUAGCAGAGACAACUCCACGCAGAGACCGCAGUAUGCGGAUGCGUACAAGAGUCGCAGCAAAAACAAAACUGAUAGAAAUUAUGCCAGAUGAACUGAAGCACAUAAUCGGUGCAGAAACGACUCGGAAGGGCAUCCUUCGAGUCUUUGAAAUGUUUCAGCAGACCCAACUGAACAGGAGACUUGCCUAUGUUUUUUUAGAGGGGUUUCUGGAAACCUUAUUUUCACAGUGUAAGUUCCACGAGCUUUUUAAUAAACUGCAUUCCAAAUCAGAACGAAUGCGGAAAUACAAACAGAGACAGCAAUCUUCUCAUGCACCUGCCUUACAGAAAAGGUGACACUCCAACCCGUCAUGUUGUUGCCCUCAAAGACGCUGUAGUGUUUUAUCCAGGAAUUACUGAACAACGGUUUGGGCAUCCUUUCUGGGACUCGAUAACACCUGUUGGUGUUUCUGCACCUUUCACAUUGUGUCAUAUAGAAUAACAAUGCAUCCAUAGGCUGCGUGGCUACAUUCAUCCUACCUAUUGUACAACCAUUCAUCCAUUGGGAUUGUAUAUGUCUUAACUUGGUGCAUCCUCAACACCUAAAAGAAAGCAGAACCAGAUCAGAUACCUUGUUGGACUCGGAUGGAGAAAAGCAUUAUGGGAGCAAAGUGAUCCUGAAGUUGGAGUGACAGAUUGUAUUUUUCUACUUAAAGUUUAAGCACAAAUGCAUUGCUAUGCUGGAGGAUGAAGCUGGGAGAUGAACUGAUUGCGUGUGAGCAAAGCUUGGAUAGGUCAGGAUAAAUAUUGCCAUGUAGCAGAUGACCUAUAGGGGGGAUUUCAGUGGUUAAUAAAGGAAAAUGCCUGAGUGCUAAUUGGUUCAGCAGGCUCUGCCUGUUCGUUAUCGCGGAACUUAUAAAUGAUCAAUAGUGUGUGAAUAUUUUAUGGGACAAACUCAUUGGUUUAUACGUUCAUAUGUUUUCCUUUUGUGUGUUUUUCUUUUGAGUUUUCCUCGUUUUUUUUCCAUUCACAAUCGAGUGUUGACCGUGUCUGUCUGACCCUAUGUUGCCAGUUUGACAUAGACUUUAAGUGACCAUCUACUGAAAUAAUUUAUUUCAUCUGAAAUCAUUGCACAGUAUCAAAGUCCUCCAUGCAGACCCUUUUGUAUAAUGCUGAGUGAGUUCACGGCGUGAAAUCCUGUGGCCAGCUACAUGUGUAUUAAUCCACAGUAUUGACGUAUGCUGUUUCCCAACACAUCAGCGUAACUGAGGAACGUGGUUUGUGGUCGCUGUGUGAGCACAGAGGCAAGGCCAAUCAGAGUUGCACCUUAUUUUAUUAUUUUGAAAUUAUUACUCUGUAUUGGAAAUCAAGAGGAGGGGGUCACAUUUUUUCACUUUUAAAGGUAGUUGACAGAUUUCUAGAUCGUCAUUGCAUCUGGAAAUUCAGGUCUUAUAAAUUUAAACCAAAAAGAAAAAAUAAAGGAAUAAAUCAUGUUUUACAUUUUUCAUACAGUAUACUUAUAUGAUCUGAGAUUUAAAAAUGGGAUGUUUCUUAUUUGUUGCUGAAUUAUAAAGCUAGGGCUAAAGAUAAUCACGUGAUAGACACUAUUCUCUGUUUUCAGUAAUGGGCUGGAGUAACCUUGUGCUGCCUGCAGGUAGCACAUUAUACCGUUAUCACCGUCAAUAACGUAUUCAAAGACCACAAAAAAAUGUAUGACUCCGAAGACCCCAUAAAAUAGUGCCACACAAGGCCUCGUCAGCUAUAGCACUUCUAGGGGUAGACUUAUCAAAUCUUGGAGAGAGAUAAAGUGAAGAGGCUGUUCAUGCCAGCUAAUCAGCUUCUAACUGUCAUUUUACAGGCUGUGCUAGAAAAAUGACAGUGAGAAGCUCAUUGCAAAUAACUGGAAGCGGUUACGUGUCCGGCACACGGGAUCCCGAAGACUGACAAUGCCGCCAGCCAUAAUACCGGCUUACAGUGGCUAUUCCCACUCGACACCCAUAUAGUGGCUAUAGAACCUGUGGCGAGCAAAGUGAGCCACCGAGCCCGCAGCAUGGUGAGAGCAGCGAGCCCACAAGGGGCUUUGUUGCGCUCGCUCCCCCUUCUGGCCUACUGGCGGCCGGGAUCCCAGGGUCGAUAUGCUGGCCACCGGGAUCCCGUGAGCCAGACACGUUAUCCCAAACCGAAACAAUAACUGCUCUACUUUAUUCUUUUCUAGAUUUGAUAGAUCCCCGUUUUAGUUUCAAUAAGAGCUUUAGAAACAGGCAUAUGUUAGUUUUAACCAGAAAGAGUGACGCAUAUUUUUGAGCAAUCUUUUCCUUUUUCAAUGCAUCUUAGACUUUUAGAACACUUUGGUCAGGACACUUUUCCUUAUUAGAGCAUUUUAUGCUUGACAUGCACAAUGUGUAGCAGUCUUUUACCCCAGCAGCACCUAUAGUAUACAUUAGGGAUCCACUGCGUUCCCCUAAAGCUGUUAUGCUGGCUCUCCUGGCCGGCGAGCAAUCCUUUCAGUACACUCCUCCAUACCCUGGUUUUACUAUUUAUAUUAUUUAUCUGACUCCGUUCAUAGAUAAAUCAUGGUGACUUUUGUGUAUAUGUAUGGCCAUUGCACAUUCAUGAUCAUAGUGGCAUUCUAUGUUUUACAUGUGGAAGUUCUGCUAAGAAUUUUAAGUAAAAUUAUAUAUAUAUAUUUUUUUAACCCUUAAUUAGGUUUUUGAUUAUUUAGCAAACCUGCUGAGUGCUGCUCAAUAUCUGCUGUACCAGACUGUGAAGUGGUUCAUAAUCUAAAUCUGCAAUUUUUCCACUGUUUCCGCAUAAAAUCCUGCAUACUGAUUGUGCACGAUGGUAUAGAAUGGCAGGACAGUUCCGUUCAGCAUAGGGUGCUUUGUCUAGUUGCUGGAAAGUUAUUGUGCCAUUACCCAAAACAAAUGCAAUUGUUUUAGCCUUAAUAGUUUUUUGUUUAAAUAACUUUAAAAUUAAUUUUGUUUGACUCGUUUCCAAGUGUUACGCUGAUGGUGUUAGAUAAAAUGUAACAUUUAUGAUGCUGUAAGAAUAUGUACAGUCAUUUACAGUCUUUUUUUUCUUUUUCUCUACUUGUGCAAUAUUGUCAUUCAUAUCGGUGGUUUCACUUUCCCAGUUUGAGAACGGAUACAUUAGCUGUUAACCUUAAAAAUAAAUCCACUUCUAUGGAACACCCCGGCAGCUUUCAGUGAUCCCUCACCUCAUCCAGAAGGGGAUCAAAAGUUAGGCAAAUACGCCCUUAAUAUUGAGCAUUUCGGUUCAGUUUAGAAAUCCAGCUCAGUCAGUUCCCAACAGUCCAGUCACGUCAGAGCCUAACGAUAUACAUAAACAAACCCGGUUUUGCCCUAUUAAAAAAAAAAAAUUGCUGCUUUUAAAUAUGGCGGCUGAUGCCUAACUUUACGUAUUCUCAGGAGAUAUUUCUACCCUUGAUCUAAUCACCCAUACAGGCAUUUGUUGAAUGAUUUUUUUUUUAUAUGUAAUCACUGUUGGAAACUGCAACUGUUGAUAUUAACACGGCCGUGAUUACGUAUACCCCCAGCUACGCACAGUGAAAGGAGCCUGCUCAUUGCAUAUGGCUUAUAAUAUUGGAGGGUAAUCGUAUCAGUCAUUAGUUCAACUCUAAAUCCUGGAUGAUAGGAUGAUUUGGUGUCCAUGGAAAGUGCUCCAGAAAGCUAUCUUCAAGAAAAACUGCUGCUUUGAUGCAUGAAAUGACUGCAUAAUGUAUUCAUAUUUUAGGAUGGAAAUAGCGAUUCGGUUAUGUUCUCAAAUACAUUCCUUUUGUAGCUGCAUUUGUUUAAAGUGUUCCUACACAGAUAGACGGUGAAGGCAGCCAUUUUGUGGUCUGAACCAAUAGUUUGUUCACUAGGAACUCUGUGAUGUCAACCGGGAACUGAGAGCAUGAAUUUUUAUGAAUAUUGGUGUAGGCCACAAAAUAGCUGCCUGCACCCUGUGUAGGUGAUGGGGACGCUUUAAGGACUUGUUUUAUAAGUCCUAUACUUAACUUAAGUUCUCUUGCAGAGUUGGUCCUACUAUCCCUUGCAAAUAUUUAUAAAGGGUUUGUUAUGGACUGUUCGGAUAUGAAUUGUGCAUAUCAUUGUACAGUGAAUUGUAGUUAUGUGCCUAUUUGUUUUAUCAAUGCUGUUUUCUCUUUUUUAUUAUCUUUUUCUUUCUUUUUUUUAAAGUUUGAGCAGAGAGCAAAAUAGUCACAUUUUUAUUCCAUGUCCAUUAUGUUUUGUCCAACUGAGAAGCUGAAAUACUGAUAACACUAAUAAAGUAUUAACAUAAAACUC
Pseudophryne corroboree (corroboree frog) is the source of this 7059-nucleotide messenger RNA. It is a transcript of the gene SNX13, whose product is annotated as sorting nexin 13. Gene Ontology annotation, cellular component: early endosome. Lineage: Eukaryota; Metazoa; Chordata; Amphibia; Anura; Myobatrachidae. The record is from RefSeq and is a predicted model, not a curated record. Gene Ontology annotation, biological process: positive regulation of GTPase activity. Bases 206 to 3109 code for a protein of 967 amino acids. Gene Ontology annotation, molecular function: phosphatidylinositol binding. The transcript has 26 exons.